Molecule: messenger RNA, 2762 nt
Organism: Erythranthe guttata (spotted monkey flower)
Lineage: Eukaryota; Viridiplantae; Streptophyta; Magnoliopsida; Lamiales; Phrymaceae
Gene: ASG2
Product: transducin family protein / WD-40 repeat family protein
Biological process (GO): negative regulation of fatty acid biosynthetic process
Cellular component (GO): Cul4-RING E3 ubiquitin ligase complex; cytoplasm
Molecular function (GO): protein binding
Source: RefSeq, a predicted model, not a curated record
CAAUCAAUGGGAUUUGGGAACGAAUCAGCUGACUGUGCGUAAUCGGAAAUUUGAUGGGCUGAGUGAGCAACAAAGCGGCUUCAAGUUGUCUACACGUGUCUCAGUUGUACAUAUAUAUAUACACACAAUGUAUGUAUCUAUAGCGCAUACAGACGAGGGUAUUGUUCGUGAAAAAAUUGAGAAAUUCCAACUGGCGUACGAUAGUGAGCUGAGAACCGACGAUCUUCGCCGCUGGUUUGUCUGAGAUGGACUACUCCAUCUGCUUUCACGACGGCAACAUCACUGACUUGAUUAACAGCCGCACUCUCCGCGCUCACCAUGAUUUUAAUAACGAUCUCCAAAUGCACUCCUCACUUGUGCGAAGGCUGACCCUGGAAAGAGAACUGGAGGGUCACCGUGGAUGUGUGAAUACUAUAGCUUGGAAUUCAGAAGGUUCACUGUUGAUAUCAGGAUCUGAUGACACACAACUUAAUAUUUGGUCCUAUUCUAGCCGGAAACUUAUGCAAUCCAUUGAGACUGGUCAUUCUGCUAACAUUUUCUGUGCAAAAUUCGUCCCUGAAACUUCAGAUGAACUAGUUGUUUCUGGGGCGGCUGAUGCCGAGGUGCGCCUCUUCAAUUUGUCCCGUUUGAGGAAGAGUGGACUGGAGGAGAGAGCUAUCAGCCCGUCAGCAGUGUUUCAGUGUCAUACAAGGAGGGUUAAAAAAUUAGCUGUGGAGGUCGGAAACCCUAAUGUGGUCUGGAGUGCCAGUGAAGACGGGACAUUGAGGCAGCAUGAUUUCCGUGAGGGUGAUUCUUGUCCUCCUGCGGGGUCCUCUCAUCAAGAAUGUCGCAAUAUCCUUCUUGAUUUGCGUUUGGGAGCUAAGAAAUCAUUAGCAGAUCCUCCUAAGCAGUCCCUUGCUCUGAAGUCUUUCGAUAUCAGUUCCACUAGGCCUCAUUUACUUCUUGUUGGUGGCAGUGAUACAUUUGCGCGUUUGUAUGACAGACGAAUGCUGCCCCCACUAUCAUCUAGUCAGUACAAGUUGCAGCCACCUCCUUGUGUGAACUACUUUUGCCCGAUGCAUCUCUCUGACCUUGGUCGUUCUAGCUUGCAUCUCACUCACGUCACUUUUAGUCCUAAUGGAGAGGAGGUUCUUCUUAGUUAUAGUGGGGAGCAUGUUUACCUGAUGGACGUCAAUCUUGAUUCUGGGAGUACAAUGAGGUAUUCUUCGGGGGAUGUCUCGAAUCGUAUCAGCUCGAGUCCCCUACUACGUGGAGUAGAAAUGCAUUCAUCUCGUUCUGGUGUAUCCUCAAAUGGUUUUCCUCGGACAAAUAAAGCAGGACUUGAUAGGUGCAAGAAAUUAGUUCAGAUUGCUGAAAAAUCAUUAAAAACAGACACAGAUUAUUAUUAUGGAAUUGAGGCUUGUAAUGAAGUUUUGGAUGGCCAUGGUCAUGAAAUUGGGCCAACUCUCAUGCAGGAGUGUUUGUGUAUACGUGCAUCCUUGUUGCUCAAGCGGAGGUGGAAAAGUGACUCGCACAUGGCUAUCAGGGACUGUCAUAGAGCUCUGAUUAUUAAUCCUUCUUCAACCAGGGCACUGAUUUGCAUGGCUGAAGCACUUCUCUUGUUGGAAAAACAUAAGGAAGCGUUGGAAUUUGCUAUUACAUCCCGGUCUCUAGCUCCAACUGAUUCUGAAAUUAUGGAGAGGGUGGAGAGUAUUAAGAAGAAUGUUGCUGCAGCUGAAGCUGACAAAGCUAACACAGAGAGUGAUAGAGGAACCAAGGCAAGCUAUCGGGCAGGAAGAGUGCUUUCUUUGAGUGACAUAAUCUAUCAUUCCGAAGGAGACAAUGAUGCUUCAAUAGAUGGACCUGAAAGAGAAGACUCUGAAUAUGAUGAAGAGCUGGAAUUGGAUUUUGACACAUCAAUAUCUACUGAAGGAGGGUAUGAUGUUGACUCUGAUGUUCUCCCGAGAAACUUAAAUCUGAGGAUUCACAGGAUAGGUGAUUCAGCUGUGGAAACUGAGAGGCCGAAUGGAUCUAGUGAAUGGCCUCUAUUGUCGUGUGAAAAUGAAGCUCCUUACCAGCCUGAGAUGGCGGUAGAUAUGAAGCAGAGAUAUGUUGGUCAUUGUAAUAUAGGCACUGAUAUAAAACAAGCUAGUUUUAUUGGCCAGAGAGGUGAAUACAUUGCCAGCGGAAGUGACGAUGGUAGAUGGUUUAUCUGGGAAAAGAAAACCGGCCGCUUAAUAAAGAUGUUACAUGGAGAUGAUGCUGUUGUCAACUGUAUACAGUGCCAUCCACAUGAUUGUGUUAUUGCAACUAGUGGAAUUGAUAGCACGAUAAAGAUCUGGUCUCCAAAUUCCCCAGUCGCCUCCAUUGUGGCUGGUGGAGCAGCUGGACCAGAGACUUCAAAUGUAUUAGAUGCUAUGGAGGGCAAUCAGCGCAGAUUAUGUCGUACUCGUGAAACAAUUCUGCCUUUUGAGAUACUUGAACGUUUCAGGAUGCACGAGUUUGCUGAAGGAAGUUUCCAUCCAUUUGAGUGCACGCAAAGCUGAUAUAGUUCUUCUCACUGUAUUCGGCUAUAGUAUGACAGGGAAGUCGAUGAUUUAAAGAGCCUUGCUGAAGUUUGUGAAUCCACUGGACUGGUGAUGUAAAGUUUUUUUUGUGUACAGAAAUACAGCAGUGGCUACUACAAUCUCCCACUGUUUUCAUGAGAGAGAGAGAUGUAUUAUAUCAUUUGUUCGUUGCUCAAACUUACUGUUGAUAAUUAUUUUAUCGAUUUAAUUAUGCCA